Molecule: messenger RNA, 567 nt
Organism: Balaenoptera ricei (Rice's whale)
Lineage: Eukaryota; Metazoa; Chordata; Mammalia; Artiodactyla; Balaenopteridae
Gene: FXYD2
Product: FXYD domain containing ion transport regulator 2
Exons: 6
Coding region: 88-282 (64 amino acids)
Biological process (GO): regulation of sodium ion transmembrane transporter activity; monoatomic ion transport
Cellular component (GO): membrane
Molecular function (GO): sodium channel regulator activity
Source: RefSeq, a predicted model, not a curated record
GGAGGGCCACUCUUCCCAUCCAGGCCCUGGGUCACUAGCACCUCAUAACUUUCUCUUCCACUGAGGACACAGCCAGCAGCUCCUGCCAUGGACAGGUGGUACCUGGGUGGCAGCCCCAAGGAGGACGUGGACCCAUUCUCCUAUGACUAUGAGACUGUCCGCAACGGGGGCCUGAUCUUCGCUGCCCUGGCCUUCAUCGUGGGGCUUAUCAUCAUCCUCAGCAGACGAUUCCGCUGCGGGGGCAGGAAGAAGCACCGGCAAGUUCACGAAGACGAGCUAUAAUGAGAGAGCCAGCCGUGUCCACCAUUGCACCGGGGCCGCUUGGGAAGCCCUCCCUGAGCUAUAGGUCUUUGCCCCCGGGACUGCCAGGCCCUCGGGCUGAAGGAAGCCCCGAGUUCUGCAUGACCCCUGGGUGGGCAUAGCCUCCUCCCACCCCGUGCUAAUAAUAAAGCCGGCCUCAGAGACGGCUCCUUCCCUGGCCUGCCUCCCUCCCUCCUUCUCUCCUGUAACUGCCACCAUCCUCUCCUCCAAGUCGGAGUCAAUACAGCCCGGUCCCUUGUUUUUCAA